AUUUCCAGUGUGGGAGGGGUUCCCUCCUGUGGGUAGCCUGUCUGUGUGGUGUGGACUUGAUGUUCCAUUGUUUUCCAUUCCCAAGGAGCGCAUCUCUCUAUUUUCUCUCUCUGCCCUUUCUGCGUUCAGCGCGCGACUGAGCGUGCGGGGGCGGGGUGCAAGACUCGCGGCUUUGAAUCAGGAGGUCGGAGUACUCGGUUGCGUGCGAGUGGAAGGGGCCAUCACAUCUUCAACCUCUCCGUCGGAGCCAAGAACAACAGUGUAAACUCUCCGGUUGAAGAAGUGCCAGGUCAGUCACCACAAUGUACCAGCAGAGGAGCGGAGGUCACGCAGGGGGUCCGCAGGAGGUGGAGCUAACAGACGAGGAGAAGGAAAUCAUCAACAGUGUCCUGGCCCGGGCCGAGACUAUGGAGGCCAUGGAGCAGGAGAGGAUCGGGCGUUUUGCCACUAGGUUGGACAGUAUGAGGAAGACAGCGUGUGGAGACGGUCAGUCUCGCUGUCUGCUUUGUGGAGAGACUUUUGGCCAGCAGGGAGUCACAUCUGUGCUCUGUUCCCACUGCAAGAAGCACAUGUGCAGUAAGUGUGGUAUUCAGAACAACAGCCGUUCAUCAUGUCCAGUGUGGAUCUGUAGGAUCUGCAGUGAACACAAAGAGAUGUUGAAGCGUUCUGGAGCGUGGUUCUUUAAGGGCCAACCCCAACAGGUCCUCCCCACCCCGCUACCUAUCAGCAGGCCCAGAGGGACGGCUUCUGAGCGACCCCCUAUUCAGCCCCCUCCACAGGCCCAUUCCCAGCCAGAGCCCAGUACCCAGGAGCACGCAAAUCAGCAGAGGCUGUCUGAUAGUUGUAAUAACAACACACAAAACAAAGAACCCACCGAUGAACCCCAGUACUCCAAACCUGAGCCCCAGGACCCAGAGAGCUGUAAGGCUGGACAGACACUAGGGGGCGUUCCUGAAACCCAGGCCAUCCCUGCCACGGACGAGGAGGUGGGGGUGAGGAUGGAGAGACAGUCUAUUCUAGGCUCCAGACCUCCCACAGCCAGGGGAAGAGAGAACUCACCAGGCUUCGCUGACGCGGCCCUGCCACAGGCCCCUGUACCGGUGGAAAGCCGAUACCGUCAGCCGAGGGAAGACAGAUCACAGGUGCCAGGCAGGGAUGAGAAACCCUCGCUUGCCCCCAAACCUGCCCCGGCCCCACCCCCCGUUCCCACGCCUGUCGACAACGACGACAACGAGUAUGACUCCGACGAAUCCACCACCCUUGGGCUCCUGGAGUUCACUCUGCUUUAUGAACAGGACAACAGCGCUCUACACUGCAACAUAAUAAAAGCUAAGGGUCUGAAGCCCAUGGACUCUAAUGGUCUUGCAGACCCCUACGUCAAGCUGCACCUCCUCCCAGGGGCCAGUAAGUCCAACAAGCUGCGUACUAAGACCCUGAAGGGGACUCUGAAUCCAGUAUGGAAUGAAACUCUGGUGUACCAUGGUAUCACUGACGAUGACAUGCAGCGCAAAACCCUCCGGCUGUCAGUGAGUGACAUGGACAAGUUCGGACACAAUGAGUUCAUAGGAGAGACUCGCGUGGCUCUGAAGAAGCUCAAAGCCAACCAGAAGAAGAACUACAGUGUGUGUCUAGAGAGGGUGAUCCCGGUGAAGAAGACUGGCACGGGAGGCUCAGCCCGCGGCAUGGCUCUCUACGAAGAGGAGGUGAAGGAGGAUGAAGCAGAGGAGAGGGGUCGUAUCCUGGUCUCUCUGACCUACAGCACUCAGCAGGGGCGUCUGAUCGUGGGAGUGGUUCGCUGUGCCCACCUGGCAGCCAUGGACUCUAAUGGUUACUCAGACCCCUUCGUUAAGGUCUGUCUGAAACCAGACAUGGGGAAGAAAGCCAAAAACAAGACUCAGAUUAAGAAGAAGACUCUGAACCCUGAGUUCAAUGAGGAGUUCAGCUAUGAGAUCAAACAUGGUGAGCUAGCCAAGAAAACCCUGGACCUUACUGUCUGGGAUUAUGACCUGGGAACAUCUAAUGAUUUCAUUGGUGGAUGUCAGCUGGGCAUCACAGCCAAAGGGGAAUGUCUGAAGCACUGGUACGAGUGUCUGAAGAACAAGGAUAAGAAGAUUGAGCGCUGGCAUGUCCUCCUCAACGACAGCACUAUCAAGGACACAGAUGACUGAGAUGUGAACUUUUUUACUUCCGUCCUCCUCAUGUCUCCUCCUUCUCAUGGCUCCUCCCUUUCCCUUCGCCAAUUUCUCCCUCCUAGAUUUAUCCACCCAAAGCCAUUACAAUCUUCAUAUCAAAUAUAUGAUUUUGUCUUCCAAUCUAGGUUAUCCUACUUUCAGUAAAGUAUUUACAAUGAAAGAAAAAGGAACUGUCUCUCUUCUGUACUUACAGCAUGCUCUAAUUCUUCUGGAUGAAAGUGGUCUGUUUCACUGAUCCCUAAAUCCUGGAAACCAGAUUUGAAUGAAUAGGGUGCAAUAUUAUGAUUUCAAAAAGGCUGACUUCAGGCAACAAUGUGCUGCUACACUCUCCUUCCCUACCUCAGUCUCAACUCAAGGACUCCCCACUUCCUCUCCCACCACAGACAUAAAUGAUAUGACAUAGAUUACAUGAUAUGGAUGCAUUA
This is a messenger RNA of Esox lucius (northern pike), 2617 nucleotides long. It is a transcript of the gene rph3aa, whose product is annotated as rabphilin 3A homolog (mouse), a. The transcript is spliced from 17 exons. The coding region runs from base 303 to 2168 and encodes 621 amino acids. Gene Ontology annotation, molecular function: small GTPase binding. Gene Ontology annotation, cellular component: membrane. Gene Ontology annotation, biological process: intracellular protein transport. Lineage: Eukaryota; Metazoa; Chordata; Actinopteri; Esociformes; Esocidae. The record is from RefSeq and is a predicted model, not a curated record.